Messenger RNA from Prorocentrum cordatum, 2548 nucleotides. Lineage: Eukaryota; Dinophyceae; Prorocentrales; Prorocentraceae. The record is from the annotation of a GenBank genome assembly.
AUGCCAGCUACUUCGGAGGACUCCGACGAGCUACAGAGGAAGCAGUUCGAGUCCAGCAUUUUUAAGGUCCUGCACGGGGACGUUCGGACCGGGCGCUGGAUCUUAGCAAACAGCGGCGUGCACCCCUCCUGCGACGAUACCGUCAACCUCAUGAAGGGCAAGUUCCUCACCGACCCUGCCGACGACUCCAUCGGGAAUCGUCCUGGCCUGGCGCGGAAGGCCGCCCGUUGCAAGCCGCCGGUGGUGCAGCCGAGGAUCGUCAGCACGGUCGUGGCACGGACAGCGGAUUGCAAAGCCUCGGAUUGCAAGAUCGCGUCCGACCCCUCGGGCCUCGUGGCGUUGACUGGUUGGGCUCAGGCGUGGGUGUCUGGCUCCAUACCGGAAGUCAUGGCUGCGCCCUGGAGGUCCGUUCUGGGCGUGCCUCUCCGGAAAGGCGACGACGGGGCAGACGAGAUGGUGCAGCACAAGGUCACAAAACUGCUUUCGGGUACCCAGCUCGGCAUCGGAGAACAAACAGCUCCAGAGACUAUGCUGUGCAUCGGCAGGGCGUUGGCCGAGCUCUGCCCUGGCGACGCCUUCUGCGCUUUUGAUAUGCACAACGCCUUUGGCGAGGUCUCCAGAGCAGAGAUCAUGGAAGAGGUGCACAAGGAGGUCCCAGAGAUAGCACUUUACUUGUUGAACCUGUGGGGGCCCGCCGGCACGCCAGUGUACACGGCGUAUUCUGCGUCGGCCUGCGCUGUUGCAGGCGCGCCAGUGCACUUCGAGUACAUGGACGACAUGCUCAUGAAGCUGCAGCCGGAUAUGGUCGGAUCUUGGCUACCGAUCUUGGUCGACGCCCUGGCCUCCGUGAACCUCCGGCUGAACCUGCGCAAAACCAAGGUAUGGAUACCUUCUGCUCUGGCUGAUCGACCCCGCCCGGCCCUCAUGCAGGCAGGCCUGCCGCAGGUCUUCGGCAGCCUGGAAAUCAUGGGGGGCGCUCUCGAGGGCCAGCACGCGGCGUCGAUCGGGUGCUCAACCACGCCGGCUGUUUCGACGAAGCGCUUGGAGCAGGCAGAGAAACUGGCGCACACGCUGCAGGAGAUGCUGCGCACACCCCUGGCGAGACCUGUUCACCGUGUUGUAUGGACGCUACUGGACAAGGUACUUAACAAGGCAUUGGACUACGACGCCCGCAUUCUUCACCCGGAGUUUUUCUCCACUCUUGCGGAGCGAUUGGACCGUGCCGUGUUGAUCACAUCUUGCAAAGCAGUGCGCGUCGACAGGUUCACCGUGGUGCAAGAGUCGUGUCUGAGGUUGUCUGCUAAACUUGGAGGGUGCGACUUGGUCAGCUGCGCUUCCAAAAGCUCAUUUUCUCAUCUCGCCGGAGCUGUCCAGUACUUGCCGGCAGUGACGCGGAGGCUCCAGGAUCUCGGUUCCGACCAGAGGCGCAUCGCGGAGGUCGUGGACUUGGGCGGCGUGGCACACUGUCUUACCGCGCUUGCCCAGCGCGGCGUGCACGUGAGGCCCGACUGCACGGUGGUUUGCGGAGCUCCGCCCGCAAGCAGCCUGGAGCCAUCCUCUUUGCUGUGGGGCCAGGCGCGCAAACUGCACGGAGCGCUGCUGGAGGCAUUGCAGUCUACUUUGCACGAGGCUCUGCGGGCUCGCUACUUUGGGUCGCAACGAGAUUUGGCGCGCUUGCAGAGCUGCGCGGGGUCUGUCUCCAGCCGGUGGCUCACCGAGUUUCCCGCGUCGUGGUGGCCAGAGAUCACGGACGACAAGUUUGUGAUGGCUCUCAAGUUCAGGCUCGGCCUGCAGGUGUAUCCUGCUGGCCUGCAGUGCAUGCGCGCGAAGUCCAAGGAUCAGGCUGAUCGUUGUGGCAAGGAUCUGGACAUGUUUGGCGACCACGCCGUAUGCUGCAAUACGGGCCCCUACAUUUCGAUGCGGCACGGCUCGUUGAACGGCGUUCUGGCGCAGGCUGGACGCGACGCCGGGUACUCGGCGCUGCUGGAGCAAACCGUGCCCGAGCUCGGCCUGAGGAAGCGCCGGCGGGACGGCAGGGAGGUCCUGGAGGAGGCCGUCCUGGACGUGGACCUGUUCGGACACCCGACUGCCCCAGAGCGUCUCCUCGACGGCACGGUGCGCCACCCCGCGGCCGCGCAUAUCCUGCCGGCGGCUGCCGCGACGCCAGGCGCAGCCGCGGCGGAGGGCGUCCGGUGCAAGGAGGACCGGUACCCAGACACGGGCGGCAAGGCUGUCGUCCCGUGCGCCGUCGAAACCUGGGGCCGCGUGGACGCCAAGCUCUCCAACUUGCUGGACGAGCUUGCUGUGCUGGCGGCCCAGCGCCAGCGGGACCGCGGUGUCCUGCCAACGCGCUGGGGGGCCCGCUGGCGGACGUUGAUCAGCGUCCGGCUGGCCAUGGGCGUGGCCCGGGCCUUGCUGGACGCGGCGCCCGCUCAAUGCCGGCCCUGCGGCGCCGUGCGGAGCAGGGCGGCGCGGGGCACGCUGGCCGCGGGCCAGGCGGGCGGCUGGGCCGAGGGCCGGGCCGGCGGCCAGGCGGGCCGCGGGCCAG